Molecule: messenger RNA, 7848 nt
Organism: Ictalurus furcatus (blue catfish)
Lineage: Eukaryota; Metazoa; Chordata; Actinopteri; Siluriformes; Ictaluridae
Gene: b3gnt2b
Product: UDP-GlcNAc:betaGal beta-1,3-N-acetylglucosaminyltransferase 2b
Exons: 2
Coding region: 2230-3429 (399 amino acids)
Cellular component (GO): membrane
Molecular function (GO): hexosyltransferase activity
Source: RefSeq, a predicted model, not a curated record
UAACGAAUGAGAACACAGUUCAAUGCAACAUCUGUCAAAUAACAGAUUAUUUGACGUUGCUUGAUUUUAUUCUUGAGCGAUUUCUGUAAGUCAGACUUGUGUUGAAAUGCCGGCGGUUCGAUUUCCGGCCCACGUGACGUGCUAAGACAUAAUCAGAUGAGUUUUUAUGGUGAAAUCGGGUGGCAGGGUUGACUCACUGGUUUGUAAUGCAGCACAAAUUAGUUUCUCUUUUAGACUGACGAUAGAUGAUUAACCGGAAUAAACGAACACUUCUGCUGGUGGUUUGCCAAUAGAUAGCUCCUUUGCCUAGAGGCAACAUCGUGUCAGACGGAGCACGCCUCGUAGAUCGACGCCUUCACGCCGCACAGAAAGUUCAUGCAAAUUUGAGCCGGUUUACUUUACCGUUUUUAAAGCACAACCAGUAAAAUGAGGCCUCGUGUGUGACGUAGGAAAGACGUCACUCUGGCUCUCUAGAGGUUUAAAUGUAACCUUAAUGCCAUUAAACUCACCACUAGUAUUGUCAAGACAAUAAGAGUCUCAUGCGCUCAUUUUCUUGCCUUCCCUUUGUUUUGUUUUUUUGCAGGAGCAUUUUUCUACCACAGAGGGUGAAAUCUUACAUCCGUCAGCUUUAAAUGUUAAAAUCUCUUAAUUGCAUUUCUGACUUGCUGGUGUUCUUUGAAGAUCGCACACCCCGCCCUCACUGCUUGUGUAGCUGAUGAUGUCAUCUUCACACAAACUAAGCGUGGCACGCUAAGUCAGUCACACUCGAAGGAAGCGACAUCGAAAGCGUCUGUCUUUCCUUGGGUUUCUCAGAGUGGUUUCAAAAACUCCCAUUACGUGUGUUGCAUUGGACUGAAGCUCGUAACCCGGAAAGAACAAAGAGAACCCGUCCUCCGUUUUGGAAAGCCAGAAAGGUCUUCUCGACCCCGAGUUCAGCACGCGGCAUCGUAUCAACAUGGCUGCUCGUAGUAGUGACAGUAAACAGAGGGGCGUGACUUCUCAGGUCCCACCUCCGAUUCUGAUUGAGUGUAGCAUCGUUUUUAAUACAUACCGGGAAGCUUUCAAAUAAGUGCUUGUGUUUCCGAGAAUAAUUUCCAUAUGUAAAAACUAGCAGCAGCGGCGAGAUUACGAACGUAAAGCCACCACUUUCUAAUAAAUCGAUCCUCAGAGAACAGUUGUACCACUGCUGAGUAUACGCCUAUUGACGGCUCAGUUCAGGAAAAGUGUCGCCUUUUCAAGCCAUGGUCAAGCUAAACUUGCGACUUCCGUCUGUUCUUUUCAGACCGGCACAUCAUGCAGAAAGUAUUCAAAUGAAGAUUUGCACCAACAAAGAAAAUAUAAUGCAAAUGUUGUUUUUUUUUUUUUAUUGUCCUGCACCUUUCCUGUCAUGUAAAGUAUCGAACAGCUUCUGUAAGCAUGGAUGAUCGUAAUACACUGGAAGUUCAGCGCAGUACGUUGAGUAGGAGCCGUAAGCCUUCAAAGAUUUUAACACACGAGCAAGUGGAGUUUAUUUUUAUCGUGCUCAGGCUGGCCUAGGACUGUGUUUAAUAAAAAAAAAUAUUCAUACGGUAUUUUUGAUGGAAAAUAUAGAUUUUUCCUCGUAAGUCCUGCUUAUAACCGACACCCUGCUUAUGCGGGAAGAUGUUAGACUUGUUUUAGGCUGUCUCGGCCUCUUUUUGCUUUGAACUACGCUUUUCUCAACGGACGCUAACCGAAACAAUUGCUGGCCCCGUUUUGCAAGCGGUUGGGUGGGGGAUAUUUAUUAUGCGUUUACAAUCCAUUUCAUUGUUCGUGAUUCAAGUAGGGAGGGAAAUUCAGCCUCUGGGGGGGGGUAAAAAAAAAAAAAAAGAAAAGAAAAAAUCUUUAUUUAUAUUUAACACUAUUGAUGUUAACAUGGAUUACAAACUGAGGCUUUAAUAUUUUUAAGAGAAAAAUCCCUAACAAAACAAAAAAAAUACACAUGGCUCUAGGACAGACCGUAUUCCGAAUAUAUUCAGUAAUUUAUGAGGUCUAUUUGUCUCCUGUUUUUGUAAUUGUGUUCAGCUGUUCUAGUCUCUUUGUGGUGAAAUGGGAUUUGUAGUGGGUCCCUAAAGCAUUUCUGCCACGAGGGAUUGAAAAUACCGAGCACAUGAUGGUUAUAAAAUGUGUUUGUUUCUUUUUCUAUGAAGUAGAACAGCAAAGAGAGUCACAAGACAGAGAGGCAGAGACCGGGUGGUGAAUGCUGGUACCAUGCAGGGACCUCGAAGAAAGCUGAAGGUCGUCGUGACGACUAUAAUGACUGCGUUCUUCUUCAUCAUCGUGGAAGUUUCGAGAAGCGGCGGCCAAGAUAAAAAUGGCCGGCACAAAAUUCGAAUCCCCACCAAACCAUUCUGGGGCAAACUGUCCCCCAAGGAGGCCUUCUGGAACCGCCAGCAGCAGAAACUGGACCAUUUGAACAACCCGGUCCUGAACGGACCAAACGCCACAGUCGGUGGCCUUCUGCCAGACUGGCUAAACGACACGGUUGCUCAGGACUCCUGCGAGCCGGACUUUCGGGUCAGGACGCAAGUGAGGAAUUUCAGCUUGCUUCCAGAUCGUUUUAAAGACUUUUUGUUGUACAUGCGAUGCAGGUCCUAUCGCAUGGUCGUGGACCAGCCUCAGAUAUGCAAAGAUCAGCCGUUCCUGCUGCUGGCCAUCAAAUCGUUGGAAUCACAUUUCGACCGGCGUCAGGCGAUACGAGAGUCCUGGGGUCGAGCCAGUCUCGUCGCAAACAAGUCCAUCGUGACCGUAUUCCUCCUUGGCAACGCCACUGCCGUGGACCACUUCCCAUACUUAUCGCCGAUGUUGGAGUAUGAAAGCUCCAUGCAUGGAGACAUCCUUCAGUGGGACUACAGGGACUCCUUUUUUAACCUGACUGUUAAAGAGGUCCUUUUCCUUGAGUGGUUCAACACUCGCUGUCCGGAUGUUAGCUUCAUAUUCAAAGGUGACGACGAUGUCUUCGUCAACACUGUCCUGAUUAUAGACUUCCUCAAGGGUCUGUCCCCUACCAAGGCGCAGGACCUGUUUGUCGGGGAUGUAAUAAUGAAUGCUGGACCUCACCGGGACAAGAAGGUUAAGUACUACAUCCCUGAGAACUUUUUUGUAGGGAGCUAUCCACCGUACGCAGGUGGUGGAGGGUACCUUUACUCCGGAAAAGUGGCCAAGAGACUCCAUGGGAUUAUGAACAGGGUGCCGCUGUACCCCAUUGAUGACGUCUACACGGGCAUGUGCCUGAGGAAGCUGGGACUCGCCCCGGAGAAGCACAAGGGGUUUCGCACUUUCGGCAUUGAGGAGAAAUAUCGUAACAACCCGUGUGCCUAUAAGAGCCUGAUGCUGGUUCACCCGAGAAGUCCGCAGGACAUGAUUAAAAUAUGGGCGUGGCUUAAGGACCCCACUUUAAAUUGUCAGUAAAACUUCACGCAAGGCCUUCUUACCAACCUCAGGGUUGCUAGUCUGUAUAUGGCAGCUAAGAUUAUUAUUAUUAUUAUUAUUAUUAAUGAUCAUGUGUGAGACGUGAGCUAGGCCCGUUUGUGCAUCGUGUCUCCGAAGUGAAUCAAAAGCUAAUGAACGUUUCAAAUUUCUUCAAGUUUAUGAAUAUCUCCAAUAGUGUUACAGGUUUUUACACAUCGACCAAACGUUGCUCUAUUACGUUAAUCUAUGUGCCGGUGUAGUUUAUGCUAAAGACAAUAGGAUCAUGGGAAGUUCAGCUGGUUUGAACUCAGUGCAGGAGGGGGGGGGGGACCCCGAUCACUAUAGUCGAGCAUCUUCUAUUAUUUAUAUUUUUGUUUUGGCUGUGUGAUAUAGGACAGUACGUGUUGUUGAAAACUGCUUGUGCUGCUUCUUUUUUUUUUUUUUUUUCCUCCCAAAGCUUGAAUCAUGAAGGUUAAACUAAAGCGUUACUGCGUUAAAAAAAGAAAGGAAAAAAAGGACCUGCAGUAAUCAGCUCCACGUGAUUAAUGUAUUGUGAAACGUUUGGCUUAUCUGUUGUUCCGGGAGUGCUGAUUCUCACACAUGUUGGCUGGUUUAGUUGUGUAGUUGUGAUUUUUGGGGUUUUUUUUUUUUUCUUUCAAGGUUCACUGUGUCACUCAUGUUUGAUUUGCCCCAAGAAUCCCCCCCCCCCCCCCCCCCCGAAGAGCUUUAUCACAGACAGGGCAGAAUGAAACAAGUUCACUGCAGUUGUGCUUAUCAGUUUAGCUGAAUUUAGGUCAGAGAAUAAGUAUUGUAGGUCAGGAAAGUGGCGUGUACUUUUCCUUGGUCAUGUAAUGACUGAUUAAAUUCUCUGAAUGAUUGAUAGGUUAUUUAUUCCUUUGUACGGUCAGUUUUUAUGCUUUGAAUUUAAUCAGGACGACACGUUAUUGUCUGUCCAGCCAAAAAUGCAUCAUGCUGCGUCAACAUCAUUUCCGUUCACCUCUUCGAAUGGGUUGCUGUACGACACCAAAAACACUGAUGAAGCAAGCUUCAAAAGAAAAGAGCGUUUUCCCAUGUCAGUAUUCAUCUGUCUGUGCCUACGCAACUGGAUAAUGAAACCAGACCGGACAAUGUAGUUUUGUUUAUAGUUUCCUCUCUGGGUUUGUUUUGCCAGAGACGCGUGAGCACGACGCUCCGUUCGCUGUUCUUUCACCACCAGGGCAAAGCAGAGGUCUUAUCUAUCUUAGAGUUACACCUGCUGGGCAGGUGCUGCAAUCACACCCUGCUUCCCUUUUUAAUCAAGACACUGGAUUCCUCUUUCCUUUUGGCAUGGCGCUCGAGUGGAAUGUUAAAACGCCGUGUCGUUUUUCACUGCUGAAAACCUACAAACCAAAAUAUUGCACAUUGUGCCUGCUUGCUGUAAAUAAAAAAAAAAUUUAAAAAAAAAUAAACAGAAAAUGUUUACACGUCAAGAUGGAUAGAUAAAUAAAUGGUUUAAAACAAAUGACUAUAUUUAUAGACUAUAUAGGUUUAUCUGCCAUUAUUUAUGAACCGGUGAGACUUUCCAACUGGAGUUCUGGCUGUGGAACCUUGCAGUUCUCGAAACCAGGACGAAGCCGAGUCCGUAUACUGAUCAACUUCAGCGAUCGUGUCAUAUGAUUUAUACGCUUUCACAUUUCAACGGGGACAGGAGUGACUUGUAUAUUUGCUUCUCUCUGAACCCUUAAACAUCCCUAGACGCUCUAAAUAAUAUCCCUGGGUCUCGUUAUUUUAGCAAAACACUUAACAGACCGAACAUUUCCAAUGUUAUUCGAUUCAAAUUGUACUUCGAUUCAAAUUGUACUUCGAUUCAAAUUGUACUUCGAUUCAAAUUGUAUUGAUUCUUUAUAGUCACGGUAUGACGAUUAUCCGAUAACAGACGUGACCUGAUUAUGCUUGCGCGAAACGGUUUGAUCCCAGCUCCGAGUGUUUGUACCGUUCGGAUGGUUUCUCGCGUCUUUUGAUACGGUGACUCGGGUCUGUUUUCCGUAGCUGUUAAAAAACAAACAAACGAACACAUGACGCAGUUUUAAAACGGUACCACAAAAACCAAACUUAAUCAAAACCUAUGUUAUAUCACAACAUAAGGAGACACUGUCUCUUUUUUUUUUUUGCGCUUUUUUUUUUUUUUACAUGCAAAUGUGCCUGUUCUUUAUUGCUGAUUAAGUAUCUAUUUGUAACUUAACAUGCACCUUUUUGUUUGAUUUCCCGAUUUAAAUAAAAAAUAAAACUUCAGUGUUUUUUUUACGUGCAGGUUGCCCCAUUCCUCUGUGUGUUCUGCACUGUUGUUACUUCAUGUUCAGCUUUGCUAAGUGUCGAUGUUUGUUCCUGCGCCUGCUUCGCAGUGGUGGGAAAUCGAUCAUUAGGAGUCACAUGUACACUGACGCAGCCACGAGGUCAAGAGGGGGGGAUAAGUCAAAGGAGGAACCAAGAGGCCAAAGGUGACUCUCUCGGCAUGAUGCUGCUACCACCACCAUGCUUCACUGCUUGGUUGAUCAGCAGUGAUGAGUCUCCGCCAAACAUUGUGCAAGGCCAAACACUUCAAUUCUGGUCCCAUCAAACCAGACAGCCUUUUUCCAUGUAGAGUUGUCCUGUGAGCAUCUUCACCCAUCUGAGCUGUGGGUCUCUCCUGCUACUUCAGCGUUUACAUUCAUCUCUCGGUUGCUUCUUUGCCUAAUCCUCUAUUUACCCGGUCACUACAUUUCGGAUAAUUCAUAAAUAAUGGAUUUAAUGUCGAAGGUUAGAAAGAGAGGUUUAUUGUAACCAAUCCCUGAACGCUGCUCUUCUAGAACUUUGUCCCUGGACUUGUUUUGAUCGCUCCUUGGUGUUCAUGAUGGCGUUUGUUCUCUAUCAAACGCCGAGGUCUUCCAGGAACAGGUGUAUUCGAUAAGGGCACGUGCUAAAUGUUGUAAAUGUAAACAUUGAGAUCAUGUGACAUUACGUGCACACAGAGUGACUCCAUUCAAACCGUUAUAUAACGUCUCAUGGCGACUGACUGCACCAGGACUAAUUUAGGGGUUUCACAGCAACGUAAAAAAAAAAAAAAACUUUAUUAUUUUUUUUUAUUUCUAAUUAAUUUUGCAAACGAUAUAGAUUUUGUGUAGCUUCAUGACUUAUAAUGAAAUUUACUUCCACUGUGUGGCACUAAAAAAAAUGGUGAAAAGGUCAAGGGGGGGUGAAUACUUACUUACACAAAGGCACUGAUUCUCUUUACAGAAAUGAUCUCUCUCUCUCUUUUUUUUUUUUUUUUUAAAAUGUUCUAAUCAGUGCACCAGGGUGUCAGUCUUUCUUCACAAAGGCCCUGUGUGGCUGUGUGGUAGAAUUACAUAACUUAAUGGCUGUUCCACUUUUGUGGUUAAUCAGAAUAAUCAAAUUAGGGAUGUCGUAUUGUGGGUCAGGAAACUGGCGCGCACUUUCUUAAUCGGCUUUAGGGAUUUAUUAUUUAUUUGUAGAACAUAAGACCGACUCCGUGCACCAACGUUUAGAGCAGUUUAUGCUAAAUCUGUGUUUUUUUUUUUUUUUAAAAAUGAUCAUCAGCUUGGAGUGUAAACGGGGCAAAGUACACAUGUAAAAAAUGUUUUUUUAUCAUUUUCUUCUAGACUAUUCAUCAGUUCUUUUUCGCGUUAUAGCAUAUAAUAUUUGAUAGCCAGCCCAGCAAUUAAAAAUGAUUUGUUUAAUACUUACUCUACAGUAAGUAAGUAAGUAGACAAACAGGUGAACAUGGCUCUGAACGAGAAUGGGAAAGGAAGGAGGAGGAGGAGGAGGAGGAGGGAGCAGGAACCAGCACAGAUCCAAUUAGAGGUGCACAAUUGAAUGUGACUGUGAUUAAAGAGCCCCUAUUGUCCUAUAUAAACGUGUCUAAUUUUGUUUUUAAAGUCUCAUACGAUAGGUUUACAUGCAUCCAAGGUCAAGAAUCACUUUAAUGUGCUCAUCGCAGCAUCGCCUCUUUUUCUCAGGGUCACGAACGAUUCGCUCAAGGAUCGCUCCGUUCACUCUAAACUCCUCCUUUCAGAGAGUCUACUCUGCUCUGAUUGGUCCGAUGUCCCAGUCUGUUGUGAUUGGUUUAUCGCUUACAGCGUGCGUCGGAAAGGAAACGCCCAGGACCCCAUCCGAAUUUCAGCUCGGUAUGAAUAACUUCGAUUUGAGCCCGAGUCUGACAGUGAUGCAUCGGAAGAUCGACCCGAACCCAAACCACCGUCACAAGCACGACGAGAGCAGGAUGUUCGUCACUGGCGAGUUCAUAUGUAGUUUGGCAAUAACGGGAGUUACUGUAGGCGGUUCGCAGAGGUAACUUGGUGGUUAAGGCAGGGGUGUCCGGUUCUAUCCGGAAAGGGCCGGUGUGGGUGCAGGUUUUCAUUCCAAUCAAGCGGAAGCCACACCUGA